Messenger RNA from Durio zibethinus, 1378 nucleotides. Its product is annotated as protein PIN-LIKES 3-like. Lineage: Eukaryota; Viridiplantae; Streptophyta; Magnoliopsida; Malvales; Malvaceae. Gene Ontology annotation, biological process: endoplasmic reticulum to cytosol auxin transport. The record is from RefSeq and is a predicted model, not a curated record. Gene Ontology annotation, cellular component: membrane.
AUUUCCCAGACAAGUUUUUACCAAAUGGGGUUUCUGGAUCUUUUUGCUGUGGCAAUGAUGCCAGUUUUAAAAGUACUAUUGAUUACUGGUGUUGGCUUGUUCCUUGCCAUGGAUCGCAUAAAUCUUUUGGGACAGGAGGCUAGACACCAUUUGAACAAUAUUGUAUUCUAUGUGUUCUCUCCUUCACUAGUAGUCAGCACCUUGGCUGAAACUAUCACUUUUGAAAGUUUAGUUACCCUGUGGUUCAUGCCGGUGAAUAUUUUGAUAACAUUCAUUAUUGGCUCAGCACUUGCUUGGCUUCUCAUAAAAAUCACUAAAACUCCUACACACCUUCAAGGCAUGGUAAUUGGUUGCUGUUCUGCAGGAAAUUUGGGAAACUUGUUUCUCAUUAUGAUUCCUGCUGUCUGCUAUGAGUCAAAUAAUCCAUUCGGAGAUUCAUUUGUUUGUGCUACAAAUGCUGGGGCUUAUGCUUCUCUAUCUACCGCAAUUGGAGCCAUUUUUAUAUGGUCUUAUGUGUAUCCUAUCAUGUUUGAGUAUGCAAAUAAGAGUAGGGGAAAUGACCCUAUCAUUACCAUCAUAUCUUCUGGAGAGACAGAAAAAUUUUCAGACAGUUACACAGAAGCUUUACUACCUUCAAGGGAUUACCACAGAUCAGAAGAUUAUUCAGGACAAGAUGAGCUGCUUUGCACCAUCUCCGGGCCCAGUGAGAGUAAAAAGAUGUCAGUUCUGAAGAACACAAUUGAACAGAUCAAACUUAUUAUUGGGAAGAUUGACCUGAAGAAGGUGUUUACACCAACAGCAAUCGCAGCGAUUGUUGGGUUUAUCAUUGGGACAGUCUCUCCAAUUCGGGAAGUAAUAAUUGGUGAUACUGCUCCUCUUCAUGUCGUUGAUACUUCUGUAUAUUUGCUGGGGGAGGCAACAAUUCCUUGUAUGACCUUGGUGCUAGGGGCAAAUCUUCUAGCAGGUCUAAAAAGAUCAGAUGUAAGUCUAGUAGUCAUUGCAGGGAUUAUAGUAGUGAGGAACAUAUUAUUGCCGCUCUUGGGGAUUGGAGUUGUCAAAGCUGCAAGCCAUUUCGGAAUGGUUGGAUCGGAUUCCUUGUAUCAAUUUGUUCUUAUGCUUCAGUAUGUAGCUCCACCUGCAAUGGCUGUAGGUACAAUGACACAAUUAUUUCAGCAGGGUCAGGUUGAAAGUUCUGUUAUUAUGCUAUGGACUUAUGCAGUCGCUUCAUUCUCCCUCACACUUUGGACAACCUUGUUCAUGUGGCUUGUGGCUUGAUUUGUUAUUCCUUUUUUUUUUUUUUUUUUGCUUCUUGUUUCUGGCACCACAACAGAUAACACUGCAAAGCUAUACAACCCAGUUUAAUGCAGAUAUAGGUAGA